AUGAUUCGAUUCAUUGUCACCCUGUGUAUUCUCUUGAUUUCUGUCGAUGCCACAGAUUUCACAGUUCAAGAACAAAUGAUUUGCAACAUACAGGGUGAAUGGAAAUACUGGGUUCGAUAUUUGGAAUACGAUUACGGAACGUGAGUUAUACAAAAAAAAUGCCACGUCAUAACUAUUCGCAGACCAAAUGACAAACUGUUGGAAACGGCAUGGGAGUAUGGAAAUGGCAAUUCACACGGUCCCCGUCGUGUUCGUCAAUUCAGUAUAAGUGGUGGUGAUGGGUGGUUUGAUGGUGAAUAUGAGAUUGAAAUGGAAGUCUUUCACACUUGCACGAAUACUGGAACAGAAACGAGUUUCUAUGUGAAAUUGGGGGAUGUUCAAGUGGAUACAAGGUUUGGGGAAACCCUUUAUUUAAAAAAAACAAAAAAAAUUUUUUUUUUAAUUUAGACAUAAAAACUUCAAUGUGGCUGGAAUUGUGUUGGAUUCCCAAUGCAAUUUUGCGUUUUGUUGGCUUGUCAAAUUACUGGAUUGGAUUAAUUAUAUUUUGUAAUUAAUUGAUAAUAAAUUUGUGAAUUUUUCAACCAGAGUCUUAUCUUUUUCACCAAAAAAAAAAAAAAAAAAAUUUUGAAACGUAUUUUUUCUUGCAAUUUUUCCGCUUGUUCCUUUAAAUCUCUCUACAGUAGUCAAAAGAUUUUCGAAAACAUUAGGAGCCUAAAUUUUUAAUAGUGAAUUUAGAUGACGUGGCAAUUUAGAUCUCGAUUUUAGUUUUUGAUGGGGUGAUUCAGGUCGAAAAAUAAAAAAAAAAUAAAAAAAAUUUUUUCCCAGGUUGCAUAAGAAGUUUUUCUGAAAAUUUUUGCAGCUACUAAAUCACCCAAAAACUCAGGAUAAAUUUCACUCAAGUUUUGUCUGAAAAUCUGAAAUUUCCGGCUUUUGGCUUUUUCGAAAAUUUCGAAAUUCCAUGUGGAAUUUCAGAAUAUUUUCUUAGUUUCUUAUUUUUUUAAUUAAAAAGGUAGGAAUUCAUAAUUUUAACGCAAGCUUUGUCUGAAAUCAUCUGAACUUCCAAUUCAACUUCAAACUUAUCAAAAUUCAAAAUUUUUUUAUUUUACGAAAAAUCAGCAAAACCUUCUGAAGGUCAAUUUUCAUCAGAAAUUACUCCAGAAGCUUGAAAAAUAUCGAUUUGUCAUCAUUUUUGGCUGAAAAACUCGAAAAACUCAAUGUUUUUUCGACAUUUUUUGACUUUUCGUGAAUUGAUCUUUCAAUGUUAAAAAAAACAUUUUUUUAAACUUUUUUUUCGUUCCUGAAAAUUAAAAUUUUGAGAAUUUUUAAUCAAAUUUCAGACGUGAACUUUGAUUUUGUCAAAAAAUGCUAAUGGGUUAUUCAAGUCGAAAAAAAAUUUAAAAAAAAAUUUUUUUUUUGAAAAAAAAUGUUGUUGAAAAUCAAAUUCAAAUUUUUGAGGAACUUCAGAGUUUUCUGGAUCUUUUACAAAAAAAAAUUAGAUCUUUUUGAAAUUUUUUUAUUUUUUUUAGAAAAAUUUUUUUAUUUAAAAUCAAAUUCAAAUUUUUGAGCAACUUUUACUUUGGAAUUUUUUUUUUGCACAAAAUUUUCAGAAAAACCAAAACUUUUAUUUAAAAUUCAGCAACAUUUUCAAAAAAAAAAAUUAGUAUUCCUCGCCAAGCUUUUUUUUUGUUUCCGAACUUUUUUUUCGCAUUUCACUUUUUGGUCCCAUGAAGUUUUUCAAUUUUUUUCUACUAAUUUUGAACUCCCGCGCCUUGAUUUUCCCGCAAAACGCUUCGGAAAUUCUCGCCACAUAUUUACCCGCGCAAAAAUUGCUUUUCAAAAAACUAUUCCACAAUUAUGACAGGGAACUUUGUCCGGUUUUAGGUGGUGAACGUGAGUUUUCGAAAUUUUUUUUUUUUCGCGCCAAAAAAAAAAAAAUUUUUCCAGGCGAAAGAACAUUUUACGUUUGGACCUACGACAUCCGAAUUAUUCAGCUCAAAGUUUUCGAUUUGGAUGAGCCCAGAGAGCAACUUUCGGUAUCUCUACAAGCUUUGCAGGUAGGGCACAGAAAAGUGGGCGGGGCUUAGCGCGCAAAAAAUGCAAUCCUGGCACACACACAGAGUUGGUACGAUCUUCGACUUCAGUGGAACGCGUCGGAAUUUCGAGACAUUCGGAAAUUGUAUGUUCGGCAGGAUAUGGUGUGGAGUCCACCGUUUGGCGUGUUUUCGGCGUGAGUUUUGAUCUACUAUCUACAGUAAUCCUGGAUUACUGUACCUCAUUUUGUAGAGGAUUUCAACAGCUUCAAAAUGAACCUAAAUUUGAUUUUUGGAAAAUUUCAGAUUUUGGUUGAAAAUCCGAACUUGGCUCAAAAAUGAUUUUGUAGCAGCUACAGUACUUCUUGCAGUUCUAAUUCAAAAACUGCAAGGGAUACUGUAGCUAUUCGCCAAAACUGCACGGAUUACUGUAGUUUCUGAGUUUCUCAAAAAUGUCGAACUGCAAGGACUACUGUAGCUUUGAAUUAACCAGAGCUGCAAAAAUUUAUGAAAUUUCAAGCUUCUUUGGAUCUACAGUAUCCCUGGAUUACUGUAGCUCAAUUUUAAAAAGAGAAUUUCAAGAGCUACAAAUUGAACUAGAAUUUGAUUUUAAAAAAUUAAUUUAAAUCUACAGUAACCCUGGAUUACUGUACCUCAUUUUGUAGAGAACUUCGAGAUCUAGAAUUUAAUAUAAAAAAAAUAAUUAAAAUCUACAGUAACCCUGGAUUACUGUAGCUCAAUUUGUAGAGAAUUUCAAGAGCUACAAAUUGAACUAGAAUUUGAUUUAAAAAAUAAUUAAAAUCUACAGUAACCCUGGAUUACUGUAUCUCAUUUUGUAGAGAAUUUCAAGAUUUUCAAAAUGAACUAGAAUUCGAUUUUUAAAUAAUAAUCAAAAUCUACAGUAACCCUGGAUUACUGUAGCUCAUUUUGUAGAGAACUUCGAGAGCUUUAAGAUAAAUUUACCCCAGAAAUCCUAAUUUUCAUUACAGAAGUGACGUAAAAGAUCAUCGAGAUCAAGAUUUCCGAAUGGUCGAAAUUCAUUCGGAUUCAAUGAUAACUUCGAAUAUUCCAAUGAGAUUGACGAUAAAUUGCAAUUUGCACAUGGAAAAUUUUCCGUUUGACGAGCAGAUUUGCGAAAUUCGCAGCGGUGUUGCCACAAUCUACUAUCGACUUUAUCGAAUUCGAAUUUUGGUGCCCAAAGAGACACGCGAGAAUUAUUGUGAUAUGGUGAGAGGGGUGGCCACGUGGCAAUUUUGAGCUCCAGAAAUUCGGAAACUUUUUUUUUUGAAAUUUUUUUGCCACGUGGAUUUUCUGGAGCACAAUUUGGUUUUUUUUUUGAAAAAAAAAAGUUCUCAGAAUUUCUGGAGCUCAAGAAUCAAAAUAAUUUUGAAAUCCACAGUAACCCUGGAUUACUGUAGCUCAUUUUGUAGAGAAUUUUAAGAGAUUCAAAAUGAGCUAGAAUUUGAUUAAAAUCUACAGUAAUCCUGGAACUAUUUUUCAAUAAAAAACAUUUUUUUCAAAAAAUUUUGAAAUUUUUUAAUUUUUAUUUUUUUUUGAAAAAUUUGUAGAUCAAGAAUUUUUUCACUUUUUGAGGUAAAUGCCACGUUUGAAUUUUAAAAAAAUCAGAAAAUUUUUGAAAGCUCAAAAUUUAUUUUCUCAAGAAUUUUGAGUGUAAUUUAUUAUUCCACGUGGCAUUCCAAUGUUUUAAACUGAAAAAUUGUGCCAAGGCCCUAAAAGCCUAAGCCUAAGUUCCAAAUCUUUAAGGAGGUGUUUAGAAAAUUUCUGAGCAAUUGAAAAUUUAUAUUGAGCCACGUGGCGCCACAAAAGUAGCCUGAGAAAGCUAAGCCUAAAUUAGCCUUGGAAGCCUUAAAAGCCCUUAAAAGCCCUUAAAAGCCCUUAGAAGCUCUUAAAAGCCCUUAGAAGCCCUUAGACGCUCUUGAAUGCCCUAAAAGCCCUUAAAAGCCCUUAGAAGCCCUAAAAGCCUCCCCAAAAUCCACGUUUUGCAGGGCAACUCAGCAUGGGACGUCAUCCAACUUCGAACCGGAUAUUUAUGGAUUCAAAAAGAAUCGGCCGAAUAUUCCUCGACUCAACAGGCUGUAAUUCGAAUAACUCUAAAAAGGAAUCCACUUUUCUACAUGUAUAUGAUUAUUCUACCGACUUUUAUUAUCAAUUUGAUUGCGAUUUCUGGAGUAUUUUUGCAGAAAUCUAGUGCCAUGGAUAGGGUGAGAACGGGCUUUUGGAUUUUUUGAGCUCCAGAAAUUCUGAAAACUUUUUUUUUUUGAAAACUUUUUGCCACGUGGAUUUUUUGGAGCACAAUUGCUUUAUGAAAAAUCAGCCGGAUUUUUUGAAACAUUUUUUUGUAAAUCACAAAUUUUUGACAAAAUUUUCAAUGAUUUCAGAAUUUCUGAAAAUAUCCUAUCUUGAUUCAGCCACGUGGAAAAAAAAUUUUGAGCUCUGAAUUUCAGAAUUUGAGCCUGAAUUUGCAAAAUAAAAAUCCACGUGGCAAAAAAAAAAAAAAAAAAAAAUUUAGAGAAAAAAAAGUUUGAUUUUUAAAAAAUAAUCAAAAUCUACAGUAACCCUGGAUUACUGUAGCUCAUUUUGUAGAGAGUUUCAAGAAAAAAAAUUACUGUAAUUUUUUAAAGCCAAAAAAAACUGUUUUUCAGAAAAUCCACGUGGCAAAAUUUGGAGAAAAAAAGUUUGAUUUUUAAAAAAUAAUCAAAAUCUACAGUAACCCUGGAUUACUGUAUCUCAUUUUGUAGAGAAUUUCAAGAAGAAAAAAAUUACUGUAAUUUUUUAAAGCCAAAAAAAACUGUUUUUCAGAAAAUUCACGUUUACUGAAUUUCUGGAACUCAAGAAACUGAAUUUUUGGGGACCUAAGAAAUUCUCAAAACUUUUUUUUUUGAAAACUUAGGAGCUCAAAAAUCCACGUGGCAAAAAAAUUUCAAAAAAAAAAUGAAAAAGAAAUUGUGCUCCAGAAAAUCCACGUGGCAAAAAGUUUUCAGAAUUUCUGGAGCUCAAGAAUUCACGUGGAAUUUUUUUCAAAAAAAAUUGUUAUUCUGAAAAUCCACGUUGCAAAAAAAUUUCAAAAAAAAGUUUCAGAAUUUCUGAAGCUCAGGAAUCCACGUUGCAAAAAGUUUAAAAAAUAAUUUUUGCAGCUCACAAUUUGCCUAACUCACAUAAUGACAAUGACCUUCAUCCUGGGCCUAAUCGCCGAAAAAAUCCCCAAAACCAUGGAAAUUCCACUUCUCGGAAAAUAUAUCAUUUUCGGGCUGUGCUCAAUGAUUUUCGCAAUUUCAACAUCAAUCGCCUUCGGAAAAUCGCGAUUUUCUCUGAUUUUCUGCCAGAUUUUGAAUUUCUCCUCGUUUUUCUAUAUGAUUUGGCGGUAUUUGGAGUUUGUAUUUUUGAGAGAAUCCGGAGUUCGUGGAAAUUGCGUGGAUUUUUCGAAUAAUGUUAGAUUUACUGAUGAUUUGGUGCAGAAUUGA
Caenorhabditis angaria is the source of this 5512-nucleotide messenger RNA. NCBI's taxonomy places the organism in Eukaryota, Metazoa, Nematoda, Chromadorea, Rhabditida, Rhabditidae. The record is from the annotation of a GenBank genome assembly.